Messenger RNA from Ornithodoros turicata, 2361 nucleotides. RefSeq names its product neprilysin-1-like. NCBI's taxonomy places the organism in Eukaryota, Metazoa, Arthropoda, Arachnida, Ixodida, Argasidae. The transcript has 2 exons. Gene Ontology annotation, molecular function: metalloendopeptidase activity. Gene Ontology annotation, biological process: protein processing. The record is from RefSeq and is a predicted model, not a curated record. Bases 105 to 2207 code for a protein of 700 amino acids. Gene Ontology annotation, cellular component: plasma membrane.
UAGAACGCGUGACUCUGGCGUUCGGAACUCGUUCAUAUUGGAACCAUUUCGCCAAGUACUGUCUGACAAAAUACCUGGUUUGGUCUACCGCAUUGAGUAUACCCAUGCAGGAAACCUCGGAACCACCAAGGCAGCAAAGCCAAGUGACUCCGCAUCACGAUGACGUCGUAGGUACUGCUGAUCAGCACACGUGGGUAACACAGCCAGCAACAACCAACGCUCCCCCUAACAAGCCAGCAACCACGAGCGCUUUACCUCCACCAUUGGCCAUAUGGGGUCUCUUUCUGCCCAUUGCUGUGACUACUAUCAUCGUGCUGGCAAUCGCAAUCCACAUCUUCUUCAACCGUUCUUCCGACGUCGUCAUAGAAGGUUCCCAAUCUUGCGAAACGGAAGCCUGCCAGGUCUACGCGGCAAUACUCAAGAAAUCCAUCGAUUUUAAGCUAAGCCCUUGCGACGACUUUUACCGGUAUGUUUGCUACGGUUGGGAUAGCACCAAAGAGAUAUCUGUGUACUGGAGCCACAUUUUAGGCUACCUCGACCGCCUGACAUCCGCUCUCGAAGCACCGGUUCCUCGGCAAAAUCAGAACGCCGUGGAGAAAGCUGCUAGCUUUUUUCAGUCGUGCCUGAAUGCGGCGACAGCUCCUCACCCUGGCGAGAUUGAGGACCUGCGCAGAAUCUGGCACGACUGCGGGAUCCUGUGGCCGAGAGCUUCAAACGAGCCAGAUGUUCUUCGUUCCACGUACCUCAUGUUUAAGGCGUUUCAUGUCGAGAAUGUUCUCAACAUCGUUCGGAGCAGGAUCACGUUUAGACCUCACAUAUUUCCCGGACUUCACAUCUUGAUUAUGUAUCGCAAACUCUUGAACAUCAAACUAGCGGGAACUUACCGGAAGUACUACGAGACCUUCGUGAAUUUGUUCAGAACCGAAAACACGACGGAUGACGAGGUGCUAUCAUUUGACAUUUCCUCGGACUACGAUAACAUCGUCUACAACAAUCUGGCUAACGGUACGUUGUUCGUUACGAGGGCGGUUGAGAUGCCCAUCCUCGAAGUCUCCCGGCUGGUGCCCGCAAUUCCAGUCGGACGCUGGCGCCAUUUCUUCAGCGACGUCAUGCGCGUUUCAAGCGAUACGCCAAUAGAAGUUGCGAGCACCGACUAUUUAAUCGUAUUCAACGAAGUCCUGGCGAAACUCGGCGAGAGGGAACUGCACCGGUACUUAGGCUGGUUCGCCAUCCAGGUGAUGGCUCCUUACCUUGGCUACGACUUCAUUCUCAACUAUGCGGGAAGCAAAGACUACGUUAACAUUACGGCUACGUACCAAUGUCUCGCUCGGUCGGAGUUUUACUUUGGCUGGGCAGUGUUCGAGGAAUACGCUGCGCAUGAAAUGAACGUUACAGCAAGGAAAGACAUCCACAGUAUCGUCAGGUCCAUCAGUACCGCGAUCACGAGGAAAAUAGUGGACCAGGAGCCGAUAUUUGAACGAAAUCCGGAAGCGGCAUCGGACAUAAUCAAUGCGCUUCACUUUACGAUGAAGUUCUACGACUGGACGUCCGCACCUGGCGACAUGGAGGCCGUCUUCCAAAGAUGGCCUGACAUGAACGAAGGAUUUCUGCGGAACUGGUUCAAAGCGGCGCAAGCUCUAGCGGGAACCUCCUGGAGUGCCCACACUCCGGUCUGGACGUCUUUUACUCGCCAAGCUGCGGAUACUAGCUUCUACGUGUUCUUGAACGGGCUCACCGACCAGUACUUAAUACCACCGUAUGUCACGAUGCUGCCGCUGUAUGACUUAGGCCUAAUGAGUGCCGCGAAGUAUGGCGGGCUCGGUGGCCUGGUGGCCACGGCUGCGGUGCAGUACAUGCGUGGACGGUACGCGACCUUUCGAGAAAGGAGAUGGGCGUGUGUUGUCGCUGCCAGUGAUAAGGCGUACCUGGAGAUUGUGGACGCCUUCGCGUCAAUGAUGAUAGCGUGGGAGGCGUUUACCGACGCGUUCAGCGUAGACGACGGCGCGACUUCUCCGAUGCUACUGGCACUCCCGCAGCAGCAGGUCUUCUUCAUCUCGAUGUGUUACUUGAUGUGUGGGCAGCAACGCAAAGAACUGUACGCGAAGAAGUGCAACGAGCCCCUCAAGCACAGCGUUGCGUUUUCUAAAGCGUUUUCGUGUUCCAACGACAGCGCUAUGAAUCCUGAAAGAAAGUGUUCCCUAUUCUAGGCGGCUGCUGACGCAAAAGGUAUUCUCUGGCACCGAGCCUUUACAGAUUGUAAAUGCCAGAGCUGCGCUUUAGAAAUAAGUUGGCUUUAAAUGCACGCACUGUUAUGAUAUACGAGACUUUCAAGAAUACAUACUGUUCAAUUGAAAUUGUCUU